CAUGUUGUUGUUUUUGCUUUUGGGUAUUUUGUAUUUUUCGCCACAACACCUUCUAUAAAUGCGCCUUGUUACAAACAAAACAACGAAAAAACUCCAUACUCAAUUUUGUAUAUUAUUUAGCAGAAAUUUCAUCACAAUUGUAAUAAAAUGAAUGACACUUACCAAGGAGAUUUCAAUGCAACACAAACCACUGGGGCUUCGACUGAAAAGAAACCUGAGGGUAUUGUUCCAGUACUAAUAAAACAGGUCCUAAAUUCUCCAGAAGGAAACUAUCAGAUGUUUGAUAUGACAUUUAUUAUGGUGUAUGCUAAGGUAAUUGUGCGCAAUAUUGAAACAUCGUCAACAAAGAUAACGUACUUGUUAGAAGAUAGUACCGGCCGCAUUGAUGCCCACUACUGGUUGGAGGAAGGUGACACUUUGAAAGCUCCCGAUGUUAUGGUAAACAAAUAUGCCACAGUAUUUGGAAGUGUAAGAUCGCAGGGGGGUCAAAAGACAUUAAUGGUUUUUAAAAUGCUGCCAGUUAAUGAUCCCAAUGAAUUAGUCACCCAUGUUUUAGAAGUUUUAAAUGCUCGGUACAAAGCUGAGGAAUAUGCAACCAAAGGAACAAGUUAUGGCGAUUUUGGUGGAACUGCUGCAGUAAAAUCUUCAACUGAUGGAACAGAUUUAGGCUUGGAGGGAAAACAUUUGGCCGUGUUUCAGGCCAUCAAAAGUCAUAAUUCCGCAGAUGGCAUUAGUCGUUCAGAAUUGAAGCGGAAAUUCACUCACAUGACAGAUAAUCUUGAUCUUAUACUAGAUUUCAUGACUGGCGAAGGUCAUAUUUAUUCGAGCAUAGAUGCGGAUCAUUUUCUUAGCACAGAAUAGUGCUACUAUAUUUAUAAAAUGUUUAAUGUUAAGAUACUGUAUUUCAUAUUCAAUAAAUCGUUGACAGGAAUUUAAAUUGAA
This is a messenger RNA of Calliphora vicina (urban bluebottle blowfly), 942 nucleotides long. Its product is annotated as replication protein A 32 kDa subunit-like. Gene Ontology annotation, biological process: double-strand break repair via homologous recombination; DNA replication; nucleotide-excision repair. The coding region runs from base 148 to 861 and encodes 237 amino acids. Gene Ontology annotation, molecular function: single-stranded DNA binding. The transcript is spliced from 3 exons. Lineage: Eukaryota; Metazoa; Arthropoda; Insecta; Diptera; Calliphoridae. The record is from RefSeq and is a predicted model, not a curated record. Gene Ontology annotation, cellular component: chromosome, telomeric region; DNA replication factor A complex; site of double-strand break.